AGCGUCGCACGAACGUUCCCAAAUGUUGCUGCCUUCACACAGCUGCUAGCAACAUCCGUCUGUUUUUUAUAUAGAUAUAUGUAUACAAAUAUUAGGAAAGACUAAAUUAUUUUUGCGAAAAAAAAUCAUAUUUGUUCCAUUUGAAAUAAAUGCUAUUUUUGUUUCAGUAACCUGCACUUGGUUAGCCUUCGCUAGAGCGUUCUGUCUCUUUUAAACAAAGGAUUAGCAUUGUUAGCAUGCUAACCGCUAACUAGCAAAACCUUUUUUAGUGUUUUGACAAAUAUUUCAAAUAGUUAGCUCGGAAAAUAGAUACACAGGAAGUUUUCAGUGUGUAUAAUCUGCAAUUUAAAGGCUUACGAAUGCAGUUUUGGGUAUAAAUUCAGCGUUACGACGUCAUGGAAAAAGACGUUAAGGCAGAUGCGGUCCCUGCAGUGGUUGGAGGGGUAAAUGUGGCAAAUCUGACAGCUCAGAGCAGGUCUGAGGAUGAAGAUCAAGCCAUUGUGAAGGACAUAAAGAGACCAGCAGCUCAGGCUUUCAGUGGAGGAGGUCUAGUUCCGAAAAGGAGAAGCUCUUCCAGGUCAAUUAAGAGGAAGAAGUUUGAUGAUGAGCUGGUUGAGAGCAGUCUGGUUAAAUCCUCCAGCAGGGUUAAAGGCCCACCAGGCAUCGAGCCGAUCCGCUGCCCUGGGGCCGAGCCAUCGUCCAGUGAGAAAAAGAAGGUUUCCAAGUCCAGCACAUCUUUAACUCCUCCUCUCACCAUGGUGAUCGCGCCAUCCCCAAUUACCAAACGAGUGAAGAAGAGCAAGCAGCCUCUGCAGAUCACUAAAGACCUGGGACGCUGGAAGCCCACAGACGACCUGCUGCUCAUUAAUGCAGUGCUGCAGACUACAGAUCUCACCUCAGUUCAUCUGGGAGUGAAGUUCAGCUGCAGGUUCACGCUGAGGGAGAUUCAGGAGCGGUGGUAUGCUCUGCUCUACGACCCUGUCAUAUCUAAGCUGGCGUGGCAGGCCAUGAGGCAGCUCCACCCCGAGGCCAUCGCCGCCAUUCAGAGCAAAGCUCUGUUCAGCCAGGUUGAGGAGGCUCUGCUCGCCAAGAUUAGCUCUAACAGUCAGCCAAAACUCGAGGUUUUCCAGGACUUGCUGAAUAAGCACCCCAACGUUUUCUACCCAUCACGCACUGCUAAGAGUUUACUCGUGCACUGGCAGCUGCUCAAACAGUACUACUUACUGGACGACCAAAGUGUUCAGCCUCUGCCCAAAGCAGAUCAGGUUCUUAACUUCUCAGAUGCUGAGCAGAUGGUCGACGAUUCCAAGCUGAAGGACAGCAGAGAUGAAGUACUGGAGCACGAGUUGAUGGUUGCAGAUCGGCACCAGAAGAGGGAGAUCAGGCAGUUGGAGCAGGAGCUCCCACGCUGGCAGGUUUUGGUGGACAGUAUCACCGGUAUGAACUCACCGGAUUUUGAUAACCAGACGUUGGCUGCAUUAAGAGGACGCAUGGUCCGAUACCUUAUGAGAUCCAGAGAGAUCACCCUUGGCCGUGCCACCAAGGACAAACAAAUAGAUGUGGAUCUGUCUUUAGAGGGACCAGCAUGGAAAAUCUCAAGGCAGCAGGGAAUCAUCAAACUCAAAAACAAUGGCGAUUUCUUCAUCGUGAACGAGGGCCGUAGACCGAUCUAUAUCGAUGGCAGACCAGUCCUGACUGGUAACAAAUGGAAACUUAACAACAACUCUGUGCUGGAGAUUGCAGGGCUUCGAUUCGUGUUCCUCAUAAACCAGGAGCUGAUCUCUCUCAUCAAAGCCGAGACAGCCAAGAUGAACCAGCAGUGAUUCUCAAAUGCAGCUGAUCGGUCAGCUCAGGCUUUGUGCACUGAGCGUCUGAUAAAGAGAGUGGACUGCUGCCUGCAGACAAGUGUUCUAACUCUAGAAAGGUUAUAAGGGCUCUCAAACGCUUUGUGUGAGAAGUCACUUCAGAGCCAUAACUGAGGAUUUGGACUAAAGGUUCAGUUCAUAUAAACUGCUCAACGUACAAUAUAGCCAACAUCUGACAUGUAGCCAAUAUGGACACAUUAGUUUGGAAAACUAACAGAGAUGUUUAUCAAUGUUUGUUUGAUUUUGAUGUUGGUAUAAGUGUUGCUGUUGGAAUUAGGUUUUAGGCCAUGAUGUAAUCUUUACACAGCGCUUUUUUUUUUUCCUUCAGGAAAAUGAAUAUGAGAAGCAACG
Pangasianodon hypophthalmus (striped catfish) is the source of this 2216-nucleotide messenger RNA. It is a transcript of the gene mcrs1, whose product is annotated as microspherule protein 1. The record is from RefSeq and is a predicted model, not a curated record. Gene Ontology annotation, molecular function: protein binding; G-quadruplex RNA binding. The coding region runs from base 396 to 1823 and encodes 475 amino acids. NCBI's taxonomy places the organism in Eukaryota, Metazoa, Chordata, Actinopteri, Siluriformes, Pangasiidae. Gene Ontology annotation, biological process: positive regulation of transcription by RNA polymerase II. Gene Ontology annotation, cellular component: Ino80 complex; NSL complex; MLL1 complex. The transcript is spliced from 14 exons.